AUGUUUUGUUCAAAGAGUAUAUUCUCGACAUUGGAUGGCAUCGAAAGACUGGACGACUGGUCCAUACAAAUGAUUAAUUCGUGGGCAGAUUUCCCACCAAAAGGAUUAUUUGAAGGAAGUCUUACGGACUUCGGAUCCUAUGAUCAGUUCGGCUCAGUAUUGUUCCCUGGAUUUGGUUCCCUAUAUUCCCCGACCAAUGCCUAA
Messenger RNA from Medioppia subpectinata, 204 nucleotides. The record is from the annotation of a GenBank genome assembly. NCBI's taxonomy places the organism in Eukaryota, Metazoa, Arthropoda, Arachnida, Sarcoptiformes, Oppiidae.